This is a messenger RNA of Prorocentrum cordatum, 2305 nucleotides long. Lineage: Eukaryota; Dinophyceae; Prorocentrales; Prorocentraceae. The record is from the annotation of a GenBank genome assembly.
CGUCGAGCUCUUUGGCUUUAGCUCUGGGGCCCGUCGGCUGCAGGCUGCCGUGGCCCUGGCGAGGGGGCGGCGGCGGCAGUGUCAGUGCCGAAGCGUGCCCAAAACCCAUCACGGCAUGAGGGUUCAAAUCGGUUGAAAUUGUGGCUCAAGCUUCCACCCCGGCUGCCUCCCAGCUUGUGUUCGCCACUUGCAGCCGAAUCUGACUAUACCCCUAACCCAUGAGCUCCAGCCGACUGGACCCCAUUCUGCGCAGCCCAGUGAACCGGGAGAGCUCACGCCUGCUGAGCCGUUCCACCAGCUCGGGCAGCCUCAUGUCGCAUCCGUCGCUCAGCCGCAGGGCUUGCUCCAACCCUCGCCCUGUAAAGGCUGAGCCAGGCGCCCAAGUGUGCGCGACACCCAGCACAGCGCCUGGCUCCCCCGUGUCCACCCGUGCGGGUUCGAAGUCGUCGGGGCGCGACUCCCCUGCGAGCAGCCGCCCGGUCUCGAGGCUGUCUGUGGCAGGGAGUUGCGGAGCGCCAGUGGCGGUGGUCGACGUGAGCCGCUCCAGGCGCGGUGGUCACAGGCCCCCGUCUGGGGCGCCAGCGCGCGAGGACCUGGAGCUUGCGCGGAGCGAUCGGGGCAGCGGCCCUGCUCCCACGGGAUCGUCGCGCCCCGCGGGGUCGGCGGCGGCGGCGGUGCGGAGCCACUGCAGGGACGUCGCGGAGGCCUGCCGACUUGCCAAGACCAUGCAGGUGCCGUUGGCAGAGAUGCAGCGGGCAUACGCCGCCUUCCGGGACCACGCCGAGCCCCUUGCCCCAGGGGCCGAUCUGCUCAGGGACGGACGCCUCGGCCAGGAGCAGUUUGCCAGGCUCAUGCAGAGCCAAUUCAACCUGGACAGCGACGUCUCAGCGGAGCGGCAGGUUCAGCGGAUGGCGUCUUCCGUCAAGAAGGUGUGUAAGGCCGUGUGUGUCCACGGGGAUCGCGGUCUGAGCUUCUGUGAGUUUUUGGAGUGCACGCGCAUCUUGUGUUUCGACAAACGACACAGCCUAGCCGAGGAGGAGCGCGGCUUGCGCAGGAUGGCCCUGAAGUACGGCUUAGAUCCCGUCGAGAUCGACAGGUACAAAAAGGAGUUUGACGAGCUGGACGUGGACCGCAGCGGCAGAAUAGACAGCCAGGAAAUGGAGAGCCUUCUCUCUUUCAUCGGCCUCGCUGACACGUACAAGCCAGUCCUCGGGGAUAGCAUCGGUUUUGAGGAUUUCUUGAUCUUCAGUUUGAGGUAUUUGACACCAGGAGCCACAGGCUUCAGGCAGUCCUCAGGCAGUACUGGAGGUGAUGCGCGGCCUGAAGCCUAAACGGAUUGCGGGCCAGUCCAAUUUCUGUGUAUGUUGGAACGGCAGGGCUGCAUCCAACAUGCCAGAGUGUGAUGUUCAAGCCCACUGGUUUCCACAAUUGCACAGCCAGCGGAGGCGUGGGCCACGAGCUGUUCGAGUGACUCAAGAACCUUGCCAUUGGCUGCCCACUGGGUGGUCGAACAUUCUCGGAUGCGCACCUGAUCUUCGUGCGUAGCGACGCGCGGGCACGAGGCACUGAUCGCGAGAGUCGGAUGGCGCUGCCUCCAGCGUAGACUCAGGGCGGUCCGUGGCAACGGUAUGCCAUGGCCCCCCUGUUGAGUAGGUAGGGCUGUGAUUUUUUAACACACCGGAGUGUCCACUGGUUUCCACAGUUGUACAGCGAAGGGAAGCGUGGGCUGGAACCUUGCCAAGCCUUGCAAUGGCAGGAAAGCCAAGGCACGGGAGCAGAGCCUCCUUUCUCGUCCUCUCCCUUCUCCCCCCCCCCUCCCCCCUCGUCUGCCCGCACCUCUCCAUCCUCCUCUUAUCCUGGCCUUGGAAAUGUUGCCCCUGUUCUGGGUGUUAGCUGUUCUUUGCAGCUGCUGUCGUGUGAGUAGCAGUCCAACGCGAGCGUGGGAUUGCCUCCGACGGCGUCGCUCGCGCGCUGCAAAGCCAGACUGGAGCACCACAGAAUCUGCAAAUUCUUUACGCUUCGCGUGCUGCCAGAAACUUUAUAAAUGCUGUUGUUUAAAUUCUAUAAGCGUGGACGUGUAUGUUUUAACCAGCUGCCUGUUUUUUUUUCUGGCCUGUUAAACAGCCCAGACUCACCUGCGGGGAAGGGUGGGAACGAGAGGCAGCAGGAUAGGGUGAGACCAGCGUGAGGGCGCGGCACCUGUCUGCCAGGCUCACUCCCUCGGAGGAUGAUGAUGAUGAGGAGGAGCGCGCGGAGGAUCUUGCUCCCUUGCCCGCGCACGCGGCGGCAGUGUCUCGCCUUCUCC